CAGUAAGUUGCCAGACUGUUUACGUAGAAACAUGUUACCGUUGGUGCUUUUGAUCGCGUCGCUCGCGUUCGCGAGCUGCUACGAGCCGCGAAUAAUUGGAGGAUCCGAAACGACCAUCGAGAAGUAUCCGUAUCAGGUGUCUAUUCACUACAACGGGGUGUUGAAAUGCGGGGGCUCCGUAAUUAGCCAAAACUGGGUGCUAACGGCGGCGCAUUGUGUCUACGGGGAGAACCCCACCCUUUUCCAAAUUCGCAUCCAAAGCACUUACAGUAACAAGGGAGGUACGCUGAUUACCGGCAUCAAGAACACGAUUUACCACGAACUUUACGACAACGAGUCCCUCGAAUACGAUGUCGCCUUGAUACAGGUACGAGUAUGCCAGACUUUAUUCCGUACAGGUAUAAAAGAAAUAAAAAAGGAUCGAAAAUCGAGUAGAGACUGUUCAUUCGUAACUCGAAAGUUACCGUCACCGAUAAAGGAAAGUGCGACCGCGAAGAGCAUCGCUCUUCCACCGCCCGGGGCUACCGUGAUGACCGGAAGCAAAGCGCUGGUGACAGGAUGGGGCCUAACGAAGGCAGGCGGCUCGAUGUCGAACACGCUGAAAGUCCUAACGGCGCCCGUCGUCGAUCAAGACACUUGCAAGAAGAUCUACGCGGUUCAGCAUUACCUGACCAAGGAGAUGCUGUGCGCCGGCACGAUGAUCGGCGGCCAGGACACCUGUCUGGGUGACUCUGGAGGUCCGCUGGUAUACAACGGUGUUCAAAUUGGUAUCGUGUCCUGGGGCUUCGAAUGCGCGAGACCUGGAUAUCCCGGAGUGUACACGCGAGUGUCUGCCGUACGAUCUUGGAUAACGAAGCAUGCCAACGUGUAAAAUUAAUAUCUCUCCGCGCAUACAACAUCGCGCGGAGAUUAAUUUUUACCCAUACGCGAUAAACCCGCAGCCCCGUUCAAAUGGAAGGAAACACCGACAGAAAUUCAGCAUUUG
Colletes gigas is the source of this 985-nucleotide messenger RNA. Its product is annotated as trypsin-1-like. The record is from RefSeq and is a predicted model, not a curated record. Gene Ontology annotation, molecular function: serine-type endopeptidase activity. NCBI's taxonomy places the organism in Eukaryota, Metazoa, Arthropoda, Insecta, Hymenoptera, Colletidae. The coding region runs from base 32 to 871 and encodes 279 amino acids. Gene Ontology annotation, biological process: proteolysis. The transcript has 6 exons.